Molecule: messenger RNA, 855 nt
Organism: Dermacentor silvarum
Lineage: Eukaryota; Metazoa; Arthropoda; Arachnida; Ixodida; Ixodidae
Product: acetylcholinesterase
Exons: 4
Coding region: 1-855 (284 amino acids)
Biological process (GO): acetylcholine catabolic process; choline metabolic process
Cellular component (GO): plasma membrane
Molecular function (GO): acetylcholinesterase activity
Source: RefSeq, a predicted model, not a curated record
AUGCUGGCGUGCUGCACGACGGCCGCGACGCUGGCGCUCUGGAUCCUCUACCUGGGCCACAGGGGAGGCUCGGAGCACGCGCACCGGCGGCGCUCGCUGGAGCUCAGCCACUCGGUGGUCACGAGCAGCGGCAGCUUGCGCGGCCUGUGGGUGGACGGCGGCAGCAACGGCAGCGUGCUGGCCUUCUACGGCGUGCCGUACGCCGAGCCCCCUCUGGGCGCCGCCCGAUUCCAAAGGCCCACGCCAGUGCGACCAUGGACCGGGGAGCUCAGAGCCACGUACAAGGCGCCACCCUGUCCACCACAAUGGCUGCGCGCCGCAGAGCGUCCGCAAGGCAAGCUGAGACCCGACUGGACCGAGGACUGCCUACACGUCAACAUAUGGACUCCGGGACUGAGCCCGGCCAAGCUGCGGCCAGUGGUGGUACUCCUGCACGGCGGCCACUUCACGCACGGCUCCAACAGGCUGCGGCAGUACGACGGAGCCAGGAUGGCUACACGCUGCGACUGCGUCGUCGCUGUACCAAACUACAGGCUGGGCGUGUUCGGCUUCCUGUUCGGCAACGUCUCUAGCUUCCCUGGCAACCAGGGUCUCUGGGACCAGCACCUGGCCCUGCAGUGGCUCAAGCGAAAUGCGGCCGCCUUCGGCGGGGACCCUCGCAACCUCGUCCUGUGGGGUGUCGACGCUGGCGCCAUCAGCGCCGGCCUCCACAUCCUCUCCCCGCUCGGUGGCGGCUCGCUCUUCUCCAGGGCAGUGCUACAGACCCUUUUUCCCUCGAUAUCGAGAACCAAUCUUAAGAAGGCCGCCGAGAUAACUUUGGAACUUUGCUGCCGAUCUGGGAUGAAGGCUCAUUGA